This is a messenger RNA of Drosophila innubila, 1555 nucleotides long. RefSeq names its product phenoloxidase-activating factor 1. The record is from RefSeq and is a predicted model, not a curated record. Lineage: Eukaryota; Metazoa; Arthropoda; Insecta; Diptera; Drosophilidae. Bases 172 to 1464 code for a protein of 430 amino acids. The transcript is spliced from 4 exons. Gene Ontology annotation, molecular function: serine-type endopeptidase activity. Gene Ontology annotation, biological process: proteolysis.
GAUUGCGUAUACGCCGUGUCUGCUCGCGACUCGUCUCGUCUCAUCUUGUCUCGUCUGUUUGUUGUCAUUCGUUGUUUACAUAUUACGUUUGUUGCUCGUGCCACGUUUCUGUCACUUCGCCUCGUGUCACGUCUAAUCGAUUGAUCGAUUUAUUUAUUUAUCCGAUCGCUGAUGUACCUGUACCUCUACCCCAACAACGGCGCAUUGUGGGCGGCCAGCGCAUUGUUUGCCCUUGGCCUCGCCAUCAGCUGUUGCUGCACAGCAACUGCUGAGACAGCCCUCGCUGAGUCCAGUCCCACCUGCGAGAUACCCAACGAGACAAAACGCGGCAUCUGCGUGCCGGUGAGCCAAUGUGCCGCCUAUCUGCAGGUGCGCAAUGUGACCAAUCUCAGCUCCGAGCGGGUGAACUUCCUCAAGAAGGUGCAGUGUGAUGUGGAGGCGACAAAGGAUGCGGACAAUCCCAACGUCGACUACAAACCGCUUGUUUGCUGUCCGGCCAAUGGCCAGGAUUAUCUCUAUCCGGUCAUACAGUUCUCCAAGUUUGAGUAUCGUCGUUUUCUGGACGUCACCGCGAGGUUCAAGCGCAAAAAACUCAAACGACGCAUUCAAACCGUUGAACCGAGCACGGGUUUCAAUUUGUUGAACGAAUGUGGCAAGCAGGUGACAAAUCGCAUAUAUGGCGGCGAAAUCGCUGAGCUGGACGAAUAUCCCUGGCUAGCACUGUUGGUCUAUCAUUCAAACAACUAUGGCUGCAGUGGAGCUUUGAUUGAUGAUCGUCAUAUUUUGACCGCUGCUCACUGUGUCCAGGGCGAGGGUGUAAGAGAGCGACGUGGACUUAAACAUGUGCGUUUGGGCGAGUUCAAUGUGAAGACGGAGCCGGAUUGCAUUGAAGAGCCCAAUUAUUUGAGCUGUGCAGACGCCGCACUGGAUAUUGCCUUUGAGCACAUACAUGUGCAUCCGGAGUACAAGGAGUAUUCCAAUUAUAAGUACAAUGAUAUUGCUAUAAUUCGACUGAAGCAUCCGGUUUCAUUCACGCACUUCAUCAUGCCCAUUUGCCUGCCAAGCAAAAGCGCCCAAACGCCGCUGGUCGAGGGCCAAAUGUUCUCAGUCUCCGGCUGGGGACGCACCGAUCUCUUCAACAAGUACUUUAUUAGCACACACAGCCCCAUCAAGCUGAAGCUGCGCAUUCCCUACGUUUCCAAUGAGAAUUGCAGCAAGAUUCUCGAUCUCUAUGGAGUUCGUUUGGGUCCCAAACAGCUCUGUGCCGGUGGCGAGAAGUCCAAGGAUACGUGUGCCGGCGAUAGUGGAGGUCCUCUCAUGUACUUUGAUCGCCCGCAUUCCCGCUGGGUAGCCUAUGGAAUCGUUAGCUACGGCUUCACCCAAUGCGGUUCCGGACCCGGAGUUUAUACGUCCGUCUUGAGCUACAUUAGCUGGAUUGAGAGCAUCAUUAAGCCACAGAGCUGAGAAGGCGGAAUGUGGCACGUCAGAUUGACGUCAGAUUUGUGAAGCUUUUAUACUGUUAUUUAAAGAUCGAAUACCAAGAAGGAAGCAUGGC